Danio aesculapii is the source of this 14973-nucleotide messenger RNA. It is a transcript of the gene kmt2bb, whose product is annotated as lysine (K)-specific methyltransferase 2Bb. Gene Ontology annotation, cellular component: nucleus; histone methyltransferase complex. Gene Ontology annotation, molecular function: protein binding; histone H3K4 methyltransferase activity; DNA binding. The record is from RefSeq and is a predicted model, not a curated record. The transcript has 37 exons. Gene Ontology annotation, biological process: positive regulation of DNA-templated transcription. The coding region runs from base 52 to 11382 and encodes 3776 amino acids. NCBI's taxonomy places the organism in Eukaryota, Metazoa, Chordata, Actinopteri, Cypriniformes, Danionidae.
UCCCUCUUCUCGCAGCCUGAGUUUCUGUCUAUCGGUGUUGUUGUUGAUGCGAUGAUGGCGGCGGCGGGAUGCGGAUCAGCAACCGCGGCUGCCGUUGUGGGCGCAGGCGGCGUGGGCGCGGCUCGGGGUCGCUUCCCCGGUCGGCCUUGGUCGUCGCGGAGCCGUUUGCGUUCGGAGAAGCGCUGGCAGCUCGGCCGCUGCGGGACAGAUCUGGACGAGAUCUCCGCCAACGGAGGCCCGAGGCCCACCUGCCUGGUGCUCGCGCCGAACGAGGACCAGUCUCUCUCACGCCUUCUCGGGCUGGAGGCGAGCUACAAGCGCCUGGGGGAGGCUGGAUACAGCUCGAGUGGGAGCGAAGAGGGAUCUGAAUUUAAAGGCUUUGAAGUUCGAAAUGAAAACCGCAGCAUCCCAGUUCGUGCUGGACGAAAUCCAUGUAAACGUGAUCGUGUUUCAGUGAAGUCGUCAAAGAGGAUACGUCAAAGGUUGACUCUUCCAGUGUCUCCUUUAGUAGAAAGCACAGGUUCGCAUGGUCCUCAGAAUGAUUCAGGUACUGUUCAGCAACUCCACAGUCAAGAGUCUCAAAAGGACACAUCAGUAGAUGAUGGGGGUGGUGGUGGCGGUGGGGGUGAUGAUGCUGAUGGAACAAUAGAGAAGCCCACCAGGAGAAAAAGGGGGUCAAGAAAACGAGAGACCCAAACAACUCCAAGGAUCACAAUAAAGCUGGUGGCUAAAAAGACAGUGGUUACAGUACCAACGUUGCGGAGAAAACCUGGAAGAAGACCGAAGGAAGUCAAAACUGAAGUUACAGAGAGUCAGUGUGCCCAAAUCUCAAGUGCUCAUGUGAAAUUAAAGACAAAAGCACCAGUUAGUAAAAGCAGUGCUGGUGAUACAAAGGUGGAAGUUUGUACUAGAAGGAGAGGAAGAUCUGCUGACCAGAAAUUAGAAUCCACUCUGCAAACAGAACCUGAAAAAAAGGCCAAUGACCAAAAAUUAAAGCUGAGGAAAUCAACUCGAAAGUGUCAGAAUCCACUGCCAAGUGAAAAUAAGGAGCCAAAACCUGCUGAUAAGUCAGCACAAGAGGGAUCAGAGGUAAAUAAGCUUGUGAUUAGGAGACAACGCACAAGGUCUUCAAUUGUUCCACAGGAGCCUGGAGACCAGAGUUUAGCAGAAUCACAGUUGGAGGUCUCUACAAUUGAUGAAUCCAGGUCACCUUCAAAAAAGAAAAAAAAGAAGAAGAAGAAAAAGAAAAAUCGCAAAGAAUCUGAAAGAAAUAAGGAUCCAUCUUCAAAAGAUCAUGGCCACUCAGCUGAAGAUCCUCUAAAACUUGCAUUCGGCAAUGAUUUUGUUGGAAUUCCUGGUUUGAAACUGACCAGAAUACGAAACCCCAAAGCCCGGUCUCGCAAGAAACGAUGCAAGUUUGUGUGGACUCUUACACUGGUGAAAUGCAAAGGCAAAGAUUCCCACAUUCAAGAGAAUCUAAGCAGAACCCAAGAUCCCCAAAUCCAAGAGGAUCUCGGCAAAACCCAAGAAAUCGAAUCCCAAGAUUCUCAAGUUCAAAAAAGUCCAAGCAAAGCAGAUAAAAGUCCCAGCAUAGAAGCAGAACUUCCUCCUAAAUGUGACAAGGAAGUAGAUGUUUCUGAAGAAGCAGAACCUGCCCCUGCUCCUUCCAACACUUUAGAAACUGACUCUUUGCAGGAGUCACAAAAAGUAGAAAACACUGCCAGUACUGUAAUUCCUGAAAGCCCUGAAAACCCAGUUGCUGUUGAGAAGUAUGAGAGAAUCCCAGAAAAAGGAAAUGAGGAGGUUCUCGAAAGAUCAGAAAUUGAAGCACAUCCAGAAGAGCCCACUCAGACAGAGCCAGAAGAUCUGAUCAAUAAAGAUAUUGUGCCACCACUUCAAAUCAAAGUUGUCUCCUCACCAGGUAAAAACAACAGUUUAAAGCAGUCUUUUUUAAUUCAGCAAGUUACAAAUUUACCUGAAAUAACAGAACCUGAAAAGGUCGAAGACCAUCAACAUUUGGAAAACAGUGAGACCACGUUGGAAAAAACUACUACUAGUCCUGAGCGCAAAGUAAGGAAUAAGCUACGUCAAAGCGCUGCCCGGAAGAAGCGUGCAAGACAUAGACACUGGACUAUUUAUAGGCGAAAGGGCAGAACUAAUCCUUCUCAAGAAAACCCAGAUUAUGAAAUUGCAACUGAAACCGAAUCUCAGGUGGAGGAAUUACUGGUUUUGCCAACAGAAGUGCCAGCACCUGUUGAAUCCAAACCAAAAAGGCAUUUAGAGGAAACUACACCCAAAAAAGGUAAACGGUCAGUUCCACCAACUACUGAACCAUUACCUGAAGCUGCCGAACCUCAGGUCAUCGAACAAACCGUUGAAGCACCUUCAACAGAUCUGUUACCUGUGACAGAACCUCAGCCAGAGAUAAAGCUCGAGACGCCUUCAACCGAAAAUGAAGAGGUUUUGGUUUUAGAGCCUUCUGUGAAAGAUCACCCACAGGUACCUCGUCCUUUAAAGAGGCGCAUAAAACAUGCCAAACGUAGACGAAGGUCUUUAAUUGGAAGACGGGUAAAAAAUCAAAAAUUGCAAAAGCAGGUGUUGGUUGAGCUUAGUGAUGGUUGCCCACCAACGACAGACUCUGUAGGAGGAGAGCCAAAAUUUGUUGGUUUAUUUGCAACAAAGUACAAGAGGAAAAGGAUUUCGAGUAUUCAGUCAUUGGAGGCUAGACGGAAAAAAGCCAAACUCCUAUCAAAGCAAUUGGAGAACACCAGCAGCCAAGACCAACUUUCCAGUCAAGAAGAAAUAGAUUCUGUCAAUGUGAAAACAGACCAAGAUCAAGACAUUCAACCUAACAAAGCGAAGAUUGUGAAAAACAUCAGACAUUUCAUAAUGCCGGUCGUUAGUGCCCGAUCAUCUCGGGUUAUCAAAACGCCAAAGAGGUUUAUGGAUGAUCUUGGUAUGUCAGACCUUCCCCGUAAGAAUUCCCAAAAGAAGCUUGGUCUGCAGCCAAAAUCAAAGAAGUCUGAUUCAAGUGAAAAAGAUGAACCUGGAUGCUUUCAGUCUCAGGAUGAAGAGGACAAUCAGAGUGAAAUCGAUCUUGAUUUGUCUUCCACAUGGGAAUCAAAACCUAAAUCACCUGAUGACAUAGAGCUAUUCAGUGAGGAGAAGCAGCCUGGGAAAAGACGAUCACUACUCAGAGAUCCAGGUUUUAAAUGGGGAGUUCUGGAGCCUGCCAGUGAGGAUGUGUAUUCCUUUGGUGAAGAUCUUGACAAGGAGUUGGAGACUUUGCUAUCUGCCAAAGAUUUUACAAUGGACUCAUUUCUUGAUCCCGUCCAAAAGAAGAAAUCCACAAAAUUCAAAGCGCAAUCAUCAAAAUUAAGGUUAUACAAAAAGCUUAAACUCAAACAGAGUCUCGCAAGGCAGAAAAAGAUCCCUAAGGAAAAAAUAAGCAAAGUUGUAUCAUCUCCUGCCAAGGCACCGAAAAAGGAAUUGGAGGAAGGGGCCAGUCUCAUAAAGUCUCUCAGAGAAAUGAAGAAGGAAAAGGCAAAACUCAAGAUUGAGGAUCUCAACACCCCUGGGGUUGUUCGCAAAGUCUCCAUCUGUGUCCGAGCUCUGAGUGCCAAGCUUCUGGCACAACACCAGGCAAAAGACAUCCAAGAGGAUGACCUGCCAGAUGAGUUCUCAAUUCAUACAGACAUCUCCCUACCCAAUAAAUGCAAAGACUUUGAUAAGUUGCAUCUCAUGGAAUCAAAAGCACCAGUUUCUGAGGAUCCUGAGAAACACGCUGUUGAUGUUGAGGAGAAAAACGCCUCACAGCGCCCUCGCCUUACAGGAGCCAACAAGCGCAUGUUCAACCUCCUCAAGAAAGCCAAGGUUCAGCUCAUCAAAAUAGACCAGCAGAAACAGCUGAAAUCAUCUGGGCUUUUGCCAGAGGGUAGAAUUACUGCAACAAAAAGACAGAGACGAAAACCGAAAGAAAGGCCUGAAAAGGCCUGUCCCAACAAGAAUGAAGCUACUCCAGAGCAGGAGCCUGCCAGAGGAGGACCUCGCAUUAAACACGUAUGCAGAGCUGCAGCUGUGGUUUUGGGUCAGCCUCGGGCCAUGAUCCCUGAUGACAUCCCACGACUCAGUGCUUUACCUUUGCACGAGAGAUCAGACAUUUCACCUUCACCUGCUGAAAAAGGAGUCGAGUCUCACUCUGACCCAGAAAGCCCUGUUUUACAAGAGCACAGGACACCGAAGUUUCGCCGUGGAAGAUCUCAUAUGUUUGGGCACCGGUCCCGGCGGUGUGGGGAGUGUAAAGGUUGUCUGCACGAAGAAGACUGCGGCAGGUGCAUAAACUGCCUGGAUAAACCGAAGUUUGGCGGUCCUAACACUAAACGCCAGUGCUGUGUAUAUAAGAGAUGUGAUCAGGUUGAGGAAAGGAAGGCCUUGAGGCUCAGUGGCAAGCUUCAAAAAGGGCAUGGGAAGAAGCGGCGGCCGUCAGUAAGUGUGUAUUACUCCAGUAAUGAGGAAGGUGAGGCUGGUGAAGGAAACGGUCGGAUGUUUCCAUCUUCUCUGAGUGACAGUCCAUCUGUGCGCAAACAGCCGAGGCGACACGUAACUCCACGCUCAUACUGCGACCUGCUGGAUUACGACUCUGACUUUGACUGGAUCGGAAGUUCAAACUCUGCUUCUCCGGGCCGCAGGAGAACUCCUGGCCUUCGCAAUCCAGAUUUCCUGUCGUUUGAUGACUUUAUUGGCGACCCGUUUGACGAGGGAGUUCGUCAUCGCAGGCCUGGUUUUCACAAGGUUCCAGCCAUCAAACGGAAAGUGGAGAAGAGUCCUCAGGAGCAGACGCCACCCAGCGUCCUCGCAGCUCUUGCUAAUGGAUUUGCAGAGAGAGAACAGGAACCCGCAGAACCCACAUAUAAGAUCCGGGUCGAUUUUAAGGAGGACUGCAGUGUUCAGAGCGUGUGGGCGACAGGAGGAGUCAGUGUUCUCACUUCUGUACCCCUCAUGCCCUCCUGCGUCUGCCUGCUGUGUGCCAGUAAAGGCCAACAUGAGAUGUUGUUCUGUCAAGUCUGCUGUGAGCCUUUCCAUCGCUUCUGCUUGGACCCUUCGGAGCGCCCACUGGAGGAGAACAAGGAGAACUGGUGCUGUCGGCGCUGCAAGUUCUGCCGGGUCUGCGGCCGCAAGAAUAAAGAAUCCAAGCCUCUGCUGGAGUGUGAAAGGUGUCAAAAUUGUUAUCAUCCUGCCUGUCUUGGUCCCAACUAUCCCAAACCCAACAAACGCAAGAAGCCCUGGGUGUGUAUGACUUGCAUCCGCUGCCGGAGUUGUGGUGUGACUCCAGGGAAGAGCUGGGAUACCGAGUGGAAUCAUGACAAGGGCUUGUGUCCUGACUGCACCAGACUGUUUGAUCAAGGCAACUACUGCACCAUGUGCUUCAAGUGUUAUGAAGAUAAUGACUACGAUAGCCAGAUGAUGCAAUGCUCAACGUGUAACCACUGGGUCCAUGCUAAAUGUGAAGGCCUGACAGAUGACUUGUAUGAAAUCCUGUCGAGUCUCCCUGAGAGUGUGGUUUACUCCUGUCAGCCGUGUCUGAAAGAGCAGCCAGAUGGAGAGGCGGUCAGUGGAGCAGGGUGGAGGGAUCUGCUUGACCAAGAGCUCAGGACGGGGUUAGAAAGACUGCUGUCCUGCAUGAUGGGCUCCACCCUCACCCAACACCUGGUCACCUGCAAGAAGUGCUCUACACUGGGUUCCUCGAACACUGGAGUUGAAGAAUUGCCUAUUUGUGACCUCAGUGCUAUCGGGAAGAAGUUUGACAGAGGCCUUUACACAUCCUUGAAAUCCUUCCAUGAGGAUGUUGUGAAGGUACUUCGCCAUUACUUGGAGGAAGAGGAAGUUCUCCCAGAGGACCAAAAACACACUGCCCUCGCCCGCACAUACUACCUGACGCUCUUAGAGGACGUUUAUGGUUGGUUCAAUGGUCAGGACCCUAAACUGUGGGAUCCACGCUCCAAACAUCUGCCAGCUGGAAUGCUUUCGCAUGCUGUGAUGCCGCCAAAUUACGAGCAUGUUUAUGCUCAAUGGCGUGAGAGAGAUAGCUGCAAUAAGGCUUUAGAUGGCAACCUGCAGCUGACUGGAAGACAUGCAGAUGUGAAAAUGGGAGAUGAGGAGGAUCUCCCCACACAUCUGGCUAAUAUGCAGAAGGGUCAUCAUUUUAUGGACAUGAGGGCGUUACGAAUGAAUCUGAAAGGAAAGAAGAGUCGACCGGUGAAAUCUGACCUGGAAACAAGUUGGUCGAAAGAUGAUGAGAGGCAAUGUGCUCUGUGCCAAAAAUAUGGUGAUGCAAAAGCCAGUGAUGCGGGGAGACUGCUCUAUCUAGGGCAGAAUGAAUGGGCUCAUGUAAACUGCUCCAUGUGGUCUGCAGAAGUGUUUGAGGAGGACAAUGGGUCCCUUCUACAUGUUCACAGUGCUGUAGCACGGGGACGUUUAAUGCGCUGUGAGCGGUGUAACCGAACAGGAGCAACGGUUGGUUGCUGCCUUACUUCAUGCCAGAGCAACUAUCACUUCAUGUGUGCCCGCUUUCGUAACUGUGUCUUCCAGGAUGACAAAAGAGUCUUCUGUUACAAGCACAGGGACCUUAUAAGUGGAAAAAUGAUCACUGGUCAAGGGUUUGAAGUUCUUCGGAGAGUUUAUGUGGAUUUUGAAGGGAUAAGUCUUCGCAGAAAAUUUAUGACUGGAUUGGAGCCAGAAUCGAUCAAUUUAAUGAUAGGUUCUUUGCUAGUAGAAAAGCUCGGAAAACUGAGUGAAUUAUCUGCCUGUGAUGGUAAACUUUUUCCCGUGGGAUAUGAAUGCUCUCGCUGGUUUUGGAGUACUGUAAACCCUCUUCGCCGCUGCAAAUACACAUUUCGUGUUACUGAGGUCCGCCCGGCUAUUCAGGAAAAACCAGUGGAAGAAUCGCCCGAUCAUGGAGAAAAUUGCACUAUUGCCCACAGUCCUUGCCCCCAGUCAGAAUGUGAAGCCCUUGAAGUGGGGUUGUCUUCAACAAAUCCUUCCACUGAAGCAAAUUCCACCUCAGGAUCUGUCUUUGCCAAACCCGACCUUGGUGCCCGCCCAAAAAUCACUUCAUACCCACAGAACAGAAGACCUGCUGGAGGACUGUCCAGACCACUGCCUUCUCCAGGAGCUGCUCCAUCCAAACCCCACCACAUCUUGACUAUUAGUGAUUUGGAAGACACUCGAAGGCCUCGACGGCAUAGCCCUCACACCCAAAAUAGCGGUACCCGCAGUCACAUGACCUCCCCUACCCUUGGUUCCCCUGCAGGUCCAAUUCCUUCUAGAGCAGGUGGAUCCCACCACCCUAAAUCUUCUCAAUCUACCUCCCCAAUUUUCCCCCUUGGUGCUACUGAAAACCUUUUGACCUCUUCUUCAGCUCGUCCUGUUGGUCGAAGUGCUUCCUCAGUCCGGGGUACUGGAAUAUUGACGCCCCAUUCUACCUCAGGACUGUUUUCACAGUCCACAAAGCAAGGUGGCAUUGGCAGCACCCCUUGCACCAACCGAUCCCUCACCUCUCCCACCCAUCUUUCCACAAGACCACGCCCUUUUGAUUUUAAUCCGAUAGACUCUUUAGAACUUCCACACAAUUUUAUAGCAUCACCAGAGGAGCAUCUAGCAGAAACUGUUGCCUUGCCAUUAGGAGACGCUUUGAGUAUGCCAAAAGUUAAUCAUUUAAGCAGUGACAGAGAUUUCCCUUAUACGUCAAUCCACUUAGAAGCAGACCUGACCGAGGCCCCUGAGCUGAGAACUGAACUUGAAAUUGAAGAGUCUGUGGUGAAUGAAGGCGUAGCUAUGAACUGUAGUGCACAAAUUGUGGUUGAAGGUGAAGACAACCAAGAGGAUUUCUGGGAACCAGAUGAUAACAAGUCCAAAAUGUCUAGCCAGAGACUGUCUUGUACUGUUGAUCCUUGUAGGGAAGACUGGGGUAAUAGCUCUUCUGAUGAGGACAUGGAGAACUACUUUAACUUCACUCGCACUGUGGUUACUUGCAAGGCUCAAAGGGAUUCAUCUAGGAAAUCUCCAUCUGUAAGACAGAUUUCUCAACUUGAUGGUGUGGAUGACGGGACUGAGAGUGACACUAGUUUGGCUAAUAGUGAUAACCACACCGUGAAGUUGUCAAAUCAAACCCAGAAACCACACAAGUCACUCAGUGCUGUACCUCAUGAACAGACAGCCAGCAAUGGCCUUUGUUUGACUUUUCCAAGUCCUGUAUCUGAUAUUUCAUCAAUUAAUUGUUGUUUUGAGUCAGUUCCCAACUCAGAGGUGCUCACUGACCAAGAUUCUUUUGGGCUUACUCAAAUGUUGGAAUCCAGCUCUGGGGUUUGUGGUCCCCAACAAGACCCCUUGAUUAAUUUUGUUGAGUCAAAGUCUUCAAAUCCUACAUUUUCUACAUAUGGUAAUGAUUACCAAUCACUUGCUGAGCCAGAGACACCUUUAAUUCUUGAGAGAUGUGAUCCACUUUCUCCCAAUGCACAUUUCACAGAGCUUGUCCCAGUCCAGGAUUCUCCAUGUGACCCACAAGAAUCUAAAGAACUCUACUUGGAUCCUAGUAGUGGCCACUUUGUGUCCUCUGUGGAUGAUUCUACAAUUUAUCAAAACAACCAUUUGCAAGACGAUUCUCUAAACUUGAAUCAAGUUAAUGGGAUUCAGUUUUCACUGCAACAAAAUCCUGUUCCCUCCACAGAGUUACUUAAACCUGCACCUCCUCCUGAACCUUCAUUAUCUGUCCAAGUUCCUUUUGUAGCCUUCCCAAAUCAGACAACUCCUGCAAAUAUUUCUUUGUUUCCUGUCCAAACCUCCGCGGGUAAGACAAUCUUGCCGCCCAUGGAAAGUUUCAGAACUAAAUUGAACCCACAUCCUGAACAAAGACAUCCUGCUCCCUCAGUUCCUGGAGGUGCACUGCCAUACGUCCCUGCAAAUAUACCACAGAAGCCAGAAUCAAUGUUGUCUGUGCCGUCAGCCACUGGUGUACCCCUCGGGACUUAUGGACCAAUUUCGGGUACAGUGUCUGUCCCAUUGCAUCCAACUUACACGCAGCCUAUAGGAUCUACAACGGUUGGCGUAGUCUCCUCAUCCACCUCUGUAACUUCCCAGCCUUCGGCUCAGUGCCAAGCAAUGCCUUCUGCUAUUCAGCCAGCCUCUGCUCCAUGUGUCAUCAAUGGGUACAACACCAUCCCUAUGCAAAGAGACGCUGCUCCAGGACGAACUAUUUCCAUAAAUUUUUCAACCCCAAGAUCAGCAGUUGAACCCCAACAGCAGUUAGUUACACAAGCUUUACCAGGCCAUGCUAUUCUUACUGUAAAGGAGGUUGGUGGACCCAAUGUGGAUCCUACACCUCAUGUUUUGCUUGUUAACCGUCUUGGUCAGAUUUUUGUCAAAAACCCUGAAAGCAACACCUUUCAGCUUCCAACUCCAAAUUCCCCUUCAUUCAGCUGUGUUACCCAAAUUGCAAGCCUCUUGCAAAGCAAUGCCUUGUCAGCGACACUUGCGGCUGCUGGGAGCUUGCCAGCAGUUGCAGGUGCCACCAUUCCAACCCAAGUGUCCCAUAUUGUGACCCCAUUGGUACAGACCUCCAACACCAUUACCCAACUACUUGCCACCAGUAACAAUGAGGCAGCUCCUCCUGCACCAGCAGAUGUUAAGAAGCCACGUAGGAAUACCAAAUCUACUGGAGAGAAAGUAAAAAAACCACGGACUAAGAAGGAGUCUUCCACGCCUAGAAGGACAAAGUCUACUAGCACAUCUGGCAAACAAUCUACAGGUCAAGUAAUUACCUCCUCAGAUAAAUUUAAUCAAGUGGACAGUGCCCAAGCUAUUAUCAACCAAGCCAUGGCUGGCUAUUAUGAUCCCAAUAAGACCGUUUCUAAUAUUCUUCCAUCCUCAUCACCUUGUAACACUAAACCCGUUGGCCAAAUCCAAACAACAGUUUCACCAGUUUUACCCGAAACUCUCCUCGUUAAACCAGAGAAGAAGUCUUCCCCACCGGUGACACCAGAAGUAGCCCCUCGACCAAAGCAGGUUCGAAUGAAAAGAGUGUCCUGUCUGUCUGACCGUAUUGCCACCAAGAAAUCAAAAUCUGACUUUUUAGACAUGGAGCGCCCUAGUGCAUUGGAAGAGCCACACAAGUCAAGCUCAGUAUCAGCCAGCAGGUAUGGAGUUCGUAUCAAAACCCCAACCGUCAAGGGAAUCCUAGACUUGGACAAGCUGAAUGAAGAGCCAAGUAGUGACUCUGAGAGUGCAAGGCCUGGACCUUGGGAUCGUCUUUCAUUGCCUCGUUGUGGAGAGAGCAACAAGCCGUCAACUUGGGAUCCUGCUACCCGUAGUGGAUUAUCUGACUUGAACAAAUACUCAGGGAUGCUGUCCUGCUCAGAUGACGAGUUGUCUCCGUCAGACGGUGAAGAGCAUGUUCCUCUCAGCCGAGACCAGCCACACCUACGCUUUGAGAUAGCAAGUGACGACGGCUUCAGUGUGGAAGCAGACAGUAUUGAGGUUGCCUGGAGUGCAGUUCUUGAGGGGGUCCAGGAGGCCCGGGCUGCUGCUGGCUUGCGGCUGCUCACUAUGUGUGGGAUGAGCGGGGCUCGUGUAAUGGGGAUGCUGCACGAUGCGGUGGUGUAUCUGGUGGAGCAGCUGCAGGGCGCCAAACGUUGCCAUCGACACACCUUCCGCUUCCACAAACAGGCCAGUCAGGAGGAUGAUCUACCCGUCAACCCCAGUGGCUGUGCCCGCUCGGAGGUUUACCUGAGGAAGUCUACAUUUGACAUGUUUAACUUCUUGGCAUCACAGCACAGACAACUUCCUGACACCGACCUGUAUGAUGAGGAAGAGGAUGAGGUUCUUCUUAAAUCCACCAGACGUGCCACAAGUUUGGAGCUUCCAAUGGCGAUGCGCUUUAGACAUCUAGAAAGAACAUCGAAGGAAGCAGUUGGUGUCUACAGGUCUGCGAUACAUGGAAGAGGUCUUUUCUGCAAGCGAAACAUCGAGGCAGGAGAAAUGGUCAUUGAAUAUUCUGGCAUUGUCAUUCGUUCUGUUCUCACGGACAAACGUGAGAAAUAUUAUGAUGGCAAGGGCAUUGGAUGCUACAUGUUUCGCAUCGACGACUUUGACGUGGUUGACGCCACGAUGCACGGUAACGCAGCACGCUUCAUCAACCACUCCUGCGAGCCAAACUGCUACUCUCGAGUCAUCAACGUGGAAGGUCAGAAGCACAUCGUCAUUUUCGCCUUGAGAAAGAUCUACCGUGGAGAAGAGCUCACAUACGACUACAAGUUCCCCAUAGAAGACGCCAGCAACAAACUAGGCUGCAACUGCGGCGCCAAACGCUGUCGCCGCUUCUUAAACUGAAGAUAAGCUGUGCGAAAUGGGAGUUAGACUGGUUCAAAACGUUGAACUGAGGCUGAACGGGGUCGAAGAUUGGUUUCUAAAUGACUAAACAUCCUUCAACAGGCACCUAAUCAAAACCUUCUGGGGAAUAUAAAAAGAGCACCAACUUUUAAACCGCCAUUGUGGAGCCAUUAAUGUCAUUCGAGCGUGUUUACAUGUUCCUCUCGAUUGUUAGAAGUCCAGUUUAGACGACGGAUGGUUAAUGUUUAUAAAAACAAGGCCCUUCAGAAGGCUUUUCCCAUCAUCAUUGUCAAAUAGGUCUCGCUCUCACUGAUAGAAGUUUAUUACUUUUUAAAGGAUCACUAUUGUUGUUUUAGAAAUAUGCUCAUUUUCCUACUCCUUUACAGUUAAACUGUUGAGUUUUAGUGUCUUUGAGUUAUUUCAGCCUAACUCAGGGUCUGGCAGGAGCUCUUUUAGCUUAGCUUAGCAUAGCUUAGCAUAGAUCAUUGAAUUAGAUUAGACCAUUAGCAUCUUCUCAAUAAAUUCAGAAAAAGAGCAUAUAUGAUCAGUUUCCUAUGUGAAGCUUGACUUUUCUGUAGUUGCAUCGUGUACAUAGACUAACAGGACAUGAACAGUACUUUCAUUCUGGCGUAAUAAUCAAGUUAUAAGGACUAUUUUCAUGUGAUGGAUAGCAUUGUUGUGUCUGCUACAGCCAUGAUAUAGUAGCAGACUUGGAAAAUAGCAACUUUUCCCUCAAAUUGUCUGUUGGUCUUUGUACACAGUGUAACCACAGACGAGUCAAGCUUUAAAUAGGAAAAUUAUCGAAACAGUUAAUCAAAGUUUUGAGGUAGAUGCUAACGGUCUAAUCCGAUUCAAUGAUCUAUGCUUAGCUAAGCUAAAAGAGCUCCCGCUAGACCUGGAGUUUAACUGAAUGGAUUUAAAAAAUGUUAAAACUCAAAGGUGACCUGCAAAAUGAGCCUAUUUCCAAUAAAAGUGGAGUGUCCUAUUAAAACAUUUGAAAAGAACAAGCAGCAAAAAAGACUGAACUUCAGCCCAGUUCAGACGGCAGAUAAUUAAUAUCUAUAAAAACAAGGCCUUUCAGAUGGCUUUUCCCAUCAUCAUGCUCCACCCUUUAGCAAAUGUUUAAUCAAAGUUGUCAGAUGGAUCUCGCUCUCACUUUAUCACUUUUGAAAGGAUCACCUUUUUUAUUUUAGAAGUAUGCUCAUUUUUCUACUCUCCUACAGUUAAACUGUUAAGAUUUACCAUUUUUUAAUUCAUUCAGCCUAUCUCAGGGUCUGGCAGGACCUCUUAAGCUUAGCUUAGCAUAGAUCAUUGAAUUAGAUUAGACCAUUAGCAUCUUUCUCAAUAAAUUCAGAAAAAGAGCAUAUAUGAUCAGUUUCCUUUGUGAAGCUUGACUCUUCUGUAGUUGCAUCAUGUACUUAGACUAACAGGAAAUGAAAAGUUGCUAUAUUUAGUUAGUAGUUCUAGGAACUAUACUCUCAUUCUGGCGUAAUAAUCAAGUUAUAAGGACUAUUUUCAUGUGAUGGAUAGCAUUGUAGUGUCUGCUGAAGCCAUAUGGCGGCAACUUUUCAUUUUUCAUCAGUCUUAGUACACAAUGUAACUACAGAAGAUUCAAAGCUUGAAUAGGAAAAUAUUGAAACAAACGAGAUGCUAACGGUCUAAUCUGAUUCAAUGAUCUAUGCUAAGCUAAGCUAAAAGAGCUCCCAUCAGACCCGAAGAUCAGCUGAAUCAUUUAAUAAUAAUAAAACUCCACAGUUUAACUCAUAAAAUGAGCCUAUUUCCAAGAAAAAUGGAGUGUUCCUUUAUACCAUUUGACAAGAACAAGCAGCACAAAAGACUGAACUUCAGCCCAGUCUCUCUGUGUUUUGCAGCAAAAUCGUGAUUACGUUAUCUCUGCUGUUUUAUUUUAUUCAUUCUUGUCAGAAGUUGAAUAGAAACACUUGCAGCCAAGGGUUCAGAACGUUUUCUUCCCACGGCCUUUAAAUGGCAAACAUCCACCCUUUUCCUCAUUUCAAUAGAGCUGGAUUCUUUCAAGAUCGCCAACAAGAACCUUUUUUGUGUGUGUGGACCACCAAGCGUAGCUGGAAUGAAGAUACUCUUUUAAAAAAAUGUGCUUAAUGCUAACUAAAUGAUGUGAACAUAUAAUUUCAGAUUUUACUUUAAAUCACAGUGCUCAGGUCAAGCCCUCAGUAUAACCCAUAGAUCCUUCAGUUUCACUUCACAUCAUCGAAGCAUCUAGCGCUCUGAGGCUUUUAUCGAACGUUUUUUUUUUCUUCCUCUUUUAAUAAUUUAUGUGCGUUGGAUUUUUACAGACUGGUCAACACUCCAUCAGGGCUUUUGCUGUGGUGAAAAACUGUACAGGCUGGUUUUUAAACCCUUUAACCUGCCUUGGUGCUCCACCAAACAUAAGUCCUUAAGGGGGGAAACGGCUCACUUUCCUUUUCAUGUUGUAUUGGAGAACUAACGAUAGAGUCCGGUACUGAAAUAGCAAAGCAGAAGCAGAUGCUUUCUAACAAUGACCCCUUUUUCUCAACAUUUUAGCAUGUUUGUGCAUUUUAUACCUCUUGAGAGCCUUGCGUCAAAACAAAAAUCAUGCCUGGAGAAGCGUAUACAUAUAUAUAUAUAUAUAUAUUUGUUUCAGUUUUGUCAUAUAGUAGUGGACACUACUUAAGCUAAUCGUGACUAAACGCAUCCUCAUUACGUCCUGGAUCGUUCCUGCAAUAAAAAAAAUGUUUAUUUUUGCCACAAUUGCACAUACAAUUGGAGCUCUACGUUUAUCUAGGGAGAUAGAAACUGCUUAAAGUGUCCUAUAGCUGUAGGACUGCGAAGGUGAUGUAUACUGGUGACUUACAAAAUCUAUAUAUAUUUAUAGAAGCAGAGUUAUUGAAACUGUUGGCCGUCGGCACCUUAAUUUUCCUUGAAAGAUUUGGAGUCUGUUCUCUUCUUUGCGUAGGGAAAAAAAUCAAGCUGACGCCAGCGUAUAAAAAGACUGUAGGAGCGCUCUAUUAUUUCCUGUUCGUCUCUAUAUGGGGGUGUACACCCCAUUGGUCUGUGCUUUUUGUAUGUGACCGAGGUCUUAUGGGAGUUUUCUUCAGGACUUUCUUUCUUUCUUUUUAAACUUUCCACCCCAAUUUCCGUUCGUUAACUUGAACAUUGAGGAUGAGUUCUUGCAAACGUGGCCUUUUAACCAGGUGUUGUUUUGAGCCAGCUGUUCUUUUUAAACGUCUUAGUUUUGCUUUUAGUUGACUUUCUGAAAGGAGGAGUUUCCCUGAUAACAUUGUCGUCAUCUGCCUUUCAUCUCGUAGUAUUUCGUGUGUAGGAGAACUCCGGAUAUUUAGCAGAUCUCAGAUUUUAAUCAAACCACCCCCAGACUUGCAAGGAUUCUACCUCAAGCUGUUCAGACAACGUCGAGUAAUACUAAUGCAAAGCUAGAGUUGCGGAGUCGGCUCGUGUGCAAUGAAGGAAGCAAAGCACUAGUCAGGACCUCCUGUGGUGAUGCGUCUCCCAGAGCUUCUUGGGGAAAAACAGUCUAAUCUGUCUGUUCCUGUGUAGGUUAUUAAAAAAAAAAUGUAAAAACAACAAAAAAAAAAA